AUGACCCGUAGCCCCGCUAACUUUGAAACUCUGGCCACAAGUCUUGUGAUUCCGACAAGCUGUGUUCCACCAUGCCAGAAUGGAGGGAUGUGUCUCCGGCCUCAACUCUGUGUGUGUAAACCGGGGACCAAGGGCAAAGCCUGUGAGACAGCAGCUGCCCAGGACACCUCAUCCCCAGGCUUUGGAGGGCAGAGUCUUGCGGCUGCUUCCUCCUGGGUCCCUCCUGAGCAAGCAGCAAAGCACACUUCGUCUAAGAAGGCAGACACUCUUCCAAGAAUCAGUCCUGUGGCCCAGAUGACCUUGACCCUCAAGCCGAAGCCUUCCGUAGGACUGUCCCAGCAGAUUCAUUCUCAAGUGACACCACUUUCCUCACAGAAUGUGAUGAUACAUCAUGGCCAGACCCAGGAGUAUGUGCUGAAGCCCAAGUACUUUGCGGCCCAGAAGGUGAUCUCGGGAGAGCAGUCCACUGAAGGUUCGUUCCCUUUGACAUUCAAGCAGGGUCAAGUUAUGGCGCCUUUUCAGUUAAUUUGCCAUCUUCCAUGUAUGAAUGGUGGCCAGUGCAGUUCAAGAGACAAAUGCCAGUGCCCUCCAAAUUUCACAGGGAAGCUUUGUCAGAUCCCGGUCCAUGGUGCCAGUGUGCCUAAACUUUACCAGCAUUCUCCGCAGUCAGGCAAGGCAUUGGGAACGCACGUCGUCCACUCUACACAUACCUUGCCUCUGACCAUGACUAGCCAGCAAGGAGUCAAAGUGAAAUUUCCUCCCAACAUAGUCAAUAUCCAUGUGAAACACCCUCCGGAGGCUUCAGUUCAGAUACAUCAGGUUUCAAGAAUUGAUGGCCCAACAGGCCAGAAGACAAAAGAAGCUCAAGCGGGCCAAUCCCAAAUCUCUUACCAAGGGCUUCCCGUCCAGAAGACCCAGACCGUACAUUCCACGUACUCUCACCAGCAGGUCAUUCCCCACGUCUACCCUGUGGCUGCUAAGACGCAGCUUGGCCGGUGCUUCCAGGAAACCAUUGGGUCACAGUGUGGCAAGGCGCUCCCUGGCCUUUCGAAGCAGGAGGAUUGCUGUGGAACUGUGGGUACCUCGUGGGGCUUUAAUAAAUGCCAGAAAUGCCCCAAGAAGCCGUCGUAUCAUGGAUAUAACCAAAUGAUGGAAUGUCUGCAAGGUUAUAAGCGGGUCAACAACACCUUUUGUCAAGAUAUUAAUGAAUGCCAGCUACAGGGUGUGUGCCCUAAUGGUGAGUGUUUGAAUACCAUGGGCAGCUAUAGAUGUACCUGCAAAAUGGGAUUUGGCCCGGAUCCUACCUUUUCAAGUUGUGUUCCGGAUACCCCUGUGAUCUCUGAAGAGAAAGGGCCCUGUUACCGACUUGUCAGUUCCGGAAGGCAGUGUAUGCACCCUCUGUCUGUUCACCUCACCAAGCAGCUCUGCUGUUGUAGUGUGGGAAAAGCCUGGGGCCCACACUGUGAGAAAUGUCCCCUUCCAGGCACAGCUGCUUUUAAGGAAAUCUGUCCUGGUGGAAUGGGUUAUACGGUUUCUGGCGUUCAUAGACGCAGGCCAAUCCAUCACCAUGUAGGUAAAGGACCUGUAUUUGUCAAGCCAAAGAACACUCAACCUGUUGCUAAAAGUACUCAUCCUCCACCUCUCCCAGCCAAGGAAGAGCCAGUGGAGGCCCUGACCUUCUCCCGGGAACACGGGCCAGGAGUGGCGGAGCCAGAAGUGGCAACUGCACCCCCUGAGAAGGAAAUACCUUCAUUGGAUCAAGAGAAAACCAAACUUGAGCCUGGUCAACCCCAGCUCUCUCCAGGCAUCUCAACGAUUCACCUGCAUCCACAGUUUCCAGUGGUGAUUGAAAAAACAUCACCUCCUGUGCCUGUGGAAGUAGCUCCUGAGGCUUCUACAUCAAGUGCCAGCCAAGUGAUUGCACCUACUCAAGUAACGGAAAUCAAUGAAUGUACUGUGAACCCUGACAUCUGUGGAGCAGGACACUGCAUUAACCUGCCUGUGAGGUAUACGUGUAUAUGCUAUGAGGGCUACAAGUUCAGUGAGCAACAGAGGAAAUGUGUUGAUAUUGAUGAAUGCACUCAGGUCCAACAGCUCUGUUCCCAGGGACGUUGUGAAAACACCGAGGGAAGUUUCUUGUGUAUUUGCCCAGCAGGAUUUAUGGCCAGUGAGGAGGGUCCUAACUGCAUAGAUGUUGACGAGUGCCUGAGGCCAGAUGUGUGUGGGGAAGGACACUGCAUCAAUACCGUGGGGGCCUUCCGGUGUGAAUACUGCGACAGCGGGUACCGCAUGACCCGGGGCGGCCGUUGUGAGGAUAUUGAUGAAUGUUUAACUCCAAGCACUUGUCCAGAUGAGCAGUGCGUGAAUUCUCCUGGAUCUUACCAGUGUGUUCCCUGCACAGAAGGGUUCCGAGGCUGGAAUGGGCAAUGUCUUGAUGUGGAUGAGUGUCUGGACCCACAGAUCUGCACAAAUGGUACUUGCUCGAACCUCGAAGGCUCCUAUAUGUGUUCAUGCCACAAGGGCUACAGCCCAACCCCAGACCACAAGCACUGUAAAGAUACUGACGAGUGUCAGCAGGGGAAUCUGUGCAUAAACGGGCAGUGCAAGAACACUGAGGGCUCCUUCCAGUGUACCUGUGGGCAGGGCUACCAGCUGUCAGCAGCAAAAGACCAGUGUGAAGAUAUUGAUGAAUGUCAGCAUCAUCAUCUCUGCAGUAAUGGACAGUGCAGGAACACAGAGGGCUCCUUCCUCUGUGUUUGUGACCAGGGUUACAGAGCAUCCACCCUUGGAGACCACUGUGAAGAUAUCAAUGAAUGCUUGGAGGACAAGAGUGUUUGCCAAGGAGGAGACUGCAUUAACACCGAAGGGUCCUAUGAUUGUACGUGUCCAGAUGGAUUCCAGCUAAAUGACAAUAAAGGAUGUCAAGAUAUUAAUGAAUGUGAACAGCCUGGACUCUGUGAUCCUCAUGGAGAGUGUCUAAACACAGAUGGUUCUUUUCACUGUGUCUGCGAACAGGGUUUCUCAAUUUCAGCAGAUGGCCGUACAUGUGAAGAUAUUGAUGAAUGUGUAAACAACACUGUUUGUGACAGUCACGGGUUUUGUGACAAUACGGCUGGCUCCUUCCGCUGCCUCUGUUAUCAGGGCUUUCAGGCCCCACAGGAUGGGCAAGGGUGUGUGGAUGUGAACGAAUGCGAGCUGCUCAGUGGGGUAUGUGGUGAAGCCUUCUGUGAAAAUGUGGAAGGGUCCUUCCUUUGUGUGUGUGCUGAUGAAAACCAGGAAUACAGCCCCAUGACCGGGGAGUGUCGCUCCCGGGCCUCGGGAGAACUUGACUUAGAUGAUGAUCAACCCAAAGAAGAAAAGAAAGAAUGCUACUAUAAUCUAAACGAUGCCAGCCUCUGCGAUAAUGUGCUGGCCCCCAAUGUCACCAAACAAGAGUGCUGCUGUACCUCCGGUGCCGGCUGGGGAGACAACUGUGAGAUCUUCCCUUGCCCUGUCGUGGGGACUGCUGAAUUCGCUGAAAUGUGUCCUAGAGGGAAAGGCUUUGUCCCCACUGGAGAAUCCUCUUAUGAUGCUGGUGAUGAGAACUAUAAAGAUGCAGAUGAAUGCCUGCUCUUUGGGCAAGAAAUCUGCAAAAAUGGCUUCUGUCUGAACACGCAGCCUGGUUAUGAAUGCUACUGUAAGCAGGGGACAUACUAUGAUCCCGUCAAAUUGCAGUGCUUUGAUCUGGAUGAAUGUCAGGACCCCAAUAGUUGUAUUGAUGGCCAAUGUGUUAAUACAGAAGGCUCUUAUAACUGCUUCUGUACCCAUCCAAUGGUCCUGGAUGCUUCAGAAAAAAGAUGUAUACGACCAACUGAAUCACAUGAACAAAUAGAAGAAACUGAUGUCUACCAAGAUCUGUGCUGGGAACAUCUGAGUGAUGAGUAUGUGUGUAGCCGGCCUCUUGUUGGCAAGCAGACAACUUACACUGAAUGCUGCUGUUUGUAUGGAGAGGCCUGGGGUAUGCAGUGUGCCCUCUGCCCCAUGAAGGAUUCAGAUGACUAUGCCCAGCUGUGUAACAUCCCCGUCACGGGACGCCGGCGGCCAUAUGGACGGGAUGCCUUGGUUGACUUCAGCGAACAGUAUGCUCCAGAAGCUGAUCCCUAUUUUAUUCAGGACCGUUUUUUAAAUAGCUUCGAGGAGUUGCAGGCUGAAGAAUGUGGCAUCCUCAAUGGAUGUGAGAAUGGCCGCUGUGUGAGGGUGCAGGAAGGUUAUACCUGUGACUGUUUUGAUGGGUAUCACUUGGAUAUGGCCAAGAUGACCUGUGUUGAUGUAAACGAAUGUGAUGAGUUGAACAACCGGAUGUCUCUCUGCAAGAAUGCCAAGUGCAUCAACACCGAGGGCUCCUACAAGUGUGUGUGUCUGCCUGGCUACGUGCCUUCGGACAAGCCCAACUACUGCACGCCAUUGAGUACCGCCUUGAAUUUAGAAAAAGACAGCGACCUGGAGUAAAAGAGGAUCUACAUAACCUAAGCCCGUAUACUCUGCACUGUGUAAAGGAAAAGAGAGAAAUGUA
This is a messenger RNA of Puma concolor (puma), 4552 nucleotides long. NCBI's taxonomy places the organism in Eukaryota, Metazoa, Chordata, Mammalia, Carnivora, Felidae. The record is from RefSeq and is a predicted model, not a curated record.